UCCGACGCCGAGCCCGGAGCUAGCAGCAGCAGCGGCCGCUGCGACGCGGAGCCAGGUUGGGGUCCCGACAUCCAGCCACGUCGCCAUGAGCUCCCAGCCCCGCCGCAUCCGUCUGAAGCCCUGGCUGGUGGCGCAAGUGAACAGCGGCCAGUACCCGGGACUCUGUUGGGUGGAAGCGGAACGCAAGCGGUUCUGCAUCCCCUGGCGCCAUGCGACGCGGCACAUCCCCAGCCAAGAAGACGAGAACACCAUUUUCAAGGCCUGGGCGAAAGAGACCGGCAAGUACAACGAAGGGGUGGACGAGCCAGAUCCGGCCAAGUGGAAAGCCAACUUGCGCUGCGCCCUCAACAAGAGCCGGGAGUUCAGCCUCAUCUACGACGGGACCAAGGAGACGCCCAUGCAGCCGUACAAGAUCUACGAGGUUUGCGAGGUGCCGCAGCCCAACGGAGUGACGGACCUGGACAUCAAGUUCCAGUACCGCGGGCGCUCGGCGGGCAGCCUGACCAUCAGCAACCCCCACGGCUGCCGCCUCUUCUACAGCAACCUGGAGCCCACCCAGGAGCAGGUGGAGCUCUUUGGGCCGGUGACGCUGGAGCAGGUGCGCUUCCCCAGCACGGAGGGGGUCCCCAACGAGAAGCAGCGCUUCUACACCCACCAGCUGCUGGACGUCCUGGACCGGGGCCUCAUCCUGGAGCUGCAGGGCCAGGACAUCUACGCCAUCCGGCUGUGCCAGUGCAAGGUCUUCUGGACGGGGCCCUGCGCCGGGGAGCUGGCCGGACCCAACCCCAUCGAGCGCGAGAAGAAGAUCAAACUCUUCAGCCUGGAGAGCUUCCUCAACGGCCUCAUCAUGUUCCAGAAGGGCCAGAGCACCGUGCCACCACCCUACGAGAUCUUCUUCUGCUUCGGAGAAGAAUGGCCGGACCACAAGCCCAAGGAGAAAAAGCUGAUCACGGUCCAGAGCGGAAGGCCUCUUUUGCAGGCUGGGAAGUCGCAGAACAGCACAGGCCUGGUGAAGAAGAGAAUACCGGGUCGCCACUCUUCAGACGUGGGGCUUGGGGCUCAGAGAGGCAAAGGGCGGCUCGUCCUGGCGCAGGACGGGGACUCCUCUUGCCCUGACACGCGGCUGCCUCAACGUGGGGACCCAAAGCCCAGGUUAGAGCCCCGACGGCCAGACCCCGUGAAGAGUUAG
Messenger RNA from Gekko japonicus, 1189 nucleotides. RefSeq names its product interferon regulatory factor 5 (gene IRF5). The transcript has 6 exons. The record is from RefSeq and is a predicted model, not a curated record. Gene Ontology annotation, molecular function: DNA-binding transcription factor activity, RNA polymerase II-specific; protein binding; RNA polymerase II cis-regulatory region sequence-specific DNA binding. Gene Ontology annotation, biological process: regulation of transcription by RNA polymerase II; immune system process. NCBI's taxonomy places the organism in Eukaryota, Metazoa, Chordata, Lepidosauria, Squamata, Gekkonidae. The coding region runs from base 86 to 1189 and encodes 367 amino acids. Gene Ontology annotation, cellular component: nucleus.